UUCGUUGAAAAUAUGUUCACACACAAUUACAAAAACCAAAUAUAUAAAAAGCAUUCCAAAAGGGACAAAAAUAAAACUAAAAAAGUGUUGACCAAAUGAUCAAUUUUAACUUUACCAAUGUUUUGACAUCAUCCGCCUUAGAUUACGCCCUUGAUUCAGAUGGUGAGGAAUACAUUGCCUCCACUCCUAGCGGCUCGGUGCAUCAAAGUUUCUCGCGCACCUCGCUGCUGCUGCUCGAUUACAAGCAGUUUUUGGCCGCACGGCGUAUUCAGACUCUCUGGCGGGGCCAUCACGUACGCAAACUGCACGAUAGGCGCGUGCAGGCGGCCAUCACUAUUCAGCGCUGGUGGCGCGGCUUUAGCGUGCGCCGCAAUUUCAAGUCGUCGAUCGAGGAGAGGCUGCAGCAGGCGCUGAUCGAUAGAUAUAAUGAAGCGGCGACCAAAAUCCAGUCCCUGUUCCGCGGCUGGUAUGUACGUCAGACGGUGCACGAUAUGAACAGUCUGCGGAACAUGCAACACUGUGCCGCCGAGGAGCUGCUCAGCUGUCUGGCCUACAAGCUGCAUCAUCUGCUACGCACCUAUUCCAUACCGGGCGUCUACUCGCUGCGCAAUUCACACUGUCUAUCCAAGGUGGAGAAGCUGCUGACCAGCAUGACCUAUCGCUUUCAUAACGUCCACGUUGCCUACAAUCAUGCGCGAAAGGCCUCUUCGAGCAGAUAUUAUCGGGAACAGUUUAAGCAAAACAAAUACCACACGAAGGUGCCCUAUUCUGGUCCCAAUUUCAAUAGCUUGUGCAAGCCGGCCUGCGAGGAGUCCGUCUUUGCAACCAAGGACAUGGAUCGUCGCAUGUUCAAGAUAAUUGCUGAAUAUGAAAAGGGUCAAGUUGAUCCCAAAUUAAAAAAGUUGCAAAGGAGUGUGGCUGGCCAUAAAUUUCGCAAGCGAGUGGAGAAAAUCUUGGCGGCUAGAGAAAAAGUACAGUCUGACUUUUGCGCCGAUGUCAUCGGGAGCAUGCGCAAAUGGAAAAUUUGGGAUGGUCAAUCGCUAACGAUAAACAAUGAUGUCUUCCGGAAUCCCGAGAAUCUGGAAAGUUUUCUUGCCGAUGCCGCAAAAUUAAUCGAUGAGUAUCAAGCCACAUGCCAUUGUCAAAUAACUAAUUUUGAUAAGCUAUAUUGUUUUUGAUUAGCAUUACCCGUUUGGCUUUUUGUGUCUCUGAUAGAGUUAGGCACGUGUCGUGUCACGAACACGCACGACUCGCUUCACGUUGGGGAGUGCGGCUCGUGCGUGUUCGCACGAGCACGACCCAAUGGACCUUACAUGUUGCCACAAUAAAAUUGUAUGUGAGUACUAGAAA
This is a messenger RNA of Drosophila virilis, 1350 nucleotides long. RefSeq names its product abnormal spindle-like microcephaly-associated protein homolog. The record is from RefSeq and is a predicted model, not a curated record. Gene Ontology annotation, molecular function: protein binding. NCBI's taxonomy places the organism in Eukaryota, Metazoa, Arthropoda, Insecta, Diptera, Drosophilidae.